Papaver somniferum (opium poppy) is the source of this 1867-nucleotide messenger RNA. RefSeq lists its product as uncharacterized. Lineage: Eukaryota; Viridiplantae; Streptophyta; Magnoliopsida; Ranunculales; Papaveraceae. Gene Ontology annotation, molecular function: sequence-specific DNA binding; DNA-binding transcription factor activity. The transcript is spliced from 8 exons. The coding region runs from base 295 to 1623 and encodes 442 amino acids. The record is from RefSeq and is a predicted model, not a curated record. Gene Ontology annotation, biological process: regulation of DNA-templated transcription.
UUCACAUUUGUUUAAGCUUAACCAAAAUUUAAGUUCAGUUUUUCACAAAAUUGACCGAAGAAAAGAACGAGAGCUUCUCCUCCUUCGCGCCAAAACGACCGAAAUUUCCUCUCUCACUUCCCCUCUUUUUAGUUGCCCUAUUUUUCUAUUUUCCGACAGAUAUCCUCAGAUAAACCCACUUUUCCCUUUCCUCUUCGGUCUGUAUUUCUUCACAAAUUAGGUCCGUCUCCAAUCUUUAAGUAGGGAAAGCUUUUCCGCAGAGCUGUUUACGCUAAGAUACUAUCGGAAAUAGGAAUGGCGGACAAUGAUGAGGUCCCUCUUCCUUUGGGAGACCUUUCAGACAUUCCCGACCAGUCUUUCGACUUCUCCACCUUUAUUAGCUAUGAGGACACCUUGGAUUUUGGUGGCGUUCCACAGUGCAAUGCUGUGUCAACACCUUCAGAAGACACUCUUGACCUAUCUUACGACUUUUCAUCUUUGUUUAAUGAGGACAGCAACCUGGAGGUGCGAGAGGGGACAAAUGUUGGAGGUCAACCCUCUCAGGACACCAGUACAUGUGACAACCAGACCAACCCAAAUGGCAUUCCGGGUGUCGAAGUUGUCGGUGAAUCUGUUCUCACUGCUCUUGGAUAUGCUUGUUUAAAAGCAGUAUUGUCUCUCCAUUUUUCCAAUGGGGGAAUGGCAGGAUACAGCGACAUACUAACACCUUCUGAGAACAACUUUGACCUGUCAUACGACUUUUCAGUAUUGUUUAAUGAGGAGGAUAACCUGGAUUUUGGCCGCAUGCAAGAAAACAUUGACAAUGUUGGUUCAUUGCCAGAUGAAUUAUUCCAUACCGAGGUGCCUAGGGAGGUAACAGAUGUUGGAGGUCAACCCGCUCCAGUGAAUGAGGAAGUCCCCGUUCAGGACACCAGUACAAGUGACCACCAGACCAACCCAAAUGGUGCUCCGGGUGUCGAAGUUGUUGGUGAAUCUGUUCUCACUGGAAUGGCAGGACACAACGAGAUACCAACACCUUUGGAAGACUCUCCUGACCCCUCAUCUGAUUUUGUCGGAGGUCAACCUUCUCAAUUGGGUGCCAACCACAUGAACGGAAAUGAAGAAGCCGAGGAGUCUCUUCCUACUGGGGAGCUAAUGUCGCUUCAACAAUCGAAGCGAUUUCCUGGAAAGCUGUACCAGUUUGUUGAGAGUACCGGCAAUACAAUGAUGUGGAAUCAAGAGGGAGACGGCGUAAUUUUCCACACAUCACGGUUUUCUAGAGAUGAACAUGUAGAGUUUGGGGAUUGUUAUAAAGGAAAAUUUAAAGGUUUUUGGACUAAGCUUCGAAAUUAUGGAUUCAAUAGAACUUUGAGCCCUGAUGAAUGGUUGAUCACCAAUAAAUUCUUUUUGAGGGGCAAGACGUAUCUACUUCAGUGUAUCAAGCGAGGCGGCAGUGGUGCAGUCUCCAGUAGCUUUAGCAACACCAUGGAUAAUACCAGUGUAGAUCCCGCAAUGCAAUCUAAAAUGGUGGAGAUGCUUAUGGAUCGGCAGCGUGUCUUGGAUAUUAUGGCCAUGUUAAAUGAUGCGGUAACAAGUUACUCUUGCAAGGUUGAUGCAGUGCUGGAACACGCGCAAGGAAGGUGAUAUUCACGUUUAUAAGAAAUACUGAACUAAGUAAUGAGGAUAGUACAGCUUAUGACAUAUACGGACAUAUACAGUGACAAGCCUAGUUAUACAUUGCCUGUUAUUAUAAGAAUUUUCCCUCUUUUAUAAUACGAAUUCGAUAGUCACUAUGAUACAGAUCCAUUAUUCUACAUGUGGUAGUUCCUUAAAGAGUAACUGAGGUUGUUAUUUCUGCAGUUGAUUUAUAUACCUGUGUUUUUUUACA